Molecule: messenger RNA, 2249 nt
Organism: Impatiens glandulifera
Lineage: Eukaryota; Viridiplantae; Streptophyta; Magnoliopsida; Ericales; Balsaminaceae
Product: pentatricopeptide repeat-containing protein At3g04760, chloroplastic-like
Exons: 4
Coding region: 324-1808 (494 amino acids)
Molecular function (GO): protein binding
Source: RefSeq, a predicted model, not a curated record
AAAGGAACCCUAGCCGAACGAAAAUAAAUUUGAUCUAUCUGAUUCAUACUCUCUAUUCGAAUUCAGUUCUCCAUUUGGGCUCUAGGCGGCCGGAGCAAGGGAACUCAAGAUUAGCUGCAGCAGAAGGCAGAUGGACCAGCUAAAGAUCGGUGCCGGAAGUUUGUUUAAUAUUCCGAUCACUGAAUUCAAGUGAAUAGAAGAUACCGGUGCUCUUUGGAAGACGUUGCUACUUUGGAAUAAUUUCUCUUUGCCGUACUGCAAAUUUUUGGGUUAACUUGUUUGUGGAAGCAGGUGUUAGACAAACUGAGAUUGCUUCAAAGAAGAUGCAAAUCUCCAAACACUUCAUCAAGAAGCAUAUUCUAGAUCGACCCUCUUCUGUUCAAAAGCCUCUCCAUUAUUCCAUAUCCUCUACUGGGUCUCUUUCUCCCGAUUACCAAAUUACAUCCCCAGUUCUUCAGAUUUGUGUAUGUCCAUCUGCUUCUGGAUGUAUCACCAGCUUUGCCCACCAAAUGAUUGAUAUUAGGUUUCUAAGACCUCAACGUCGAUUAUUUUCUAUUACAUCAGCUUCAAAAUUACCCCCACCAGAAAAGAUUAAUAAAAGGCAUAAUGUUAAGGGUAAGCAGUUCAGCUCUAAGUUAACUGUAAAAGAGAGAGCUUUAAUUGUUGAAGCCAUUAAACACGAUGAUGGUGGUAGUAGCUUAGAUUGGCAGUUGAACAAGGUGGCUGAACGUCUUUCAGUUGACUGUUUAAGCCAGAUUUUCAGCGUUUUGAAUGGCCAAAGAGUAUCAGGGUUACCUAUGUUUAUCUGGGUUUUGAACAUGAAGCGUGACUUGUAUCGUAAUUCAAACUUCUGUAGCUUAAUCAUUGACAACUGCGGAUGGUUAGGUGACUAUGAGACAAUGUCUAGCAUCUUGAAUGACUUGAAAUCCAAAAACCUUUGUCUUACUAGUAAAGCAUUUAGUUUUUUGCCUGUUUUAAAUUCGACUAAUUCUCUACUGAUGGAAUCAAUAGCAAAACUGAUACAAGUAUUAGACAAAGUUGGAGGAUCUUCUCGUAGUUCAGGGAUUAUAGGGAUGAUUGAAAUGCUUUGCAAAUCAGAGGCAUUUGAAAUGGCAGAUUUCGUGAUGAACAUAACUGAACGAAAGCCUCAAUACUACAAGGUUGUGAUUCGUGAAAAAUGUAAGAAAUGCCAUUUUCAAGAUGCACGGAAGACCCUUGAAGACAUGAGACAUUUUCUUUGCGAGCCAGAUGUGAACAUUUACAAUUAUCUGCUUAGCUCUUUAUGCAAGAAUCGUAAAUUAGCUGAAGCUCUUAGUGUGUGUGAAGAGAUGAAAAACAAUGGUAAUCAUCCUAAUUCGUUAACUUUUGAUAUCUUCAUUCAUUUCACAGCACGAGAGGGUAUGUUGCACGCAGCAACUGAGUUUCUGAAUGAGAUGAUAAAUAUGGGGCUUGAACCUAGGUUUUCAACGCAUGCAGUCAUAAUUAAAGGGUUUCUCCAUUCAGGGAGACUUGAGGAAUCUAAAGAAUAUGGUAUUGAUUCUGAAGUUGUUGAGUAUCAUCAAAGACAUAGGAAUAUGAUUUACUGUUUACUAGCUUGCUUUCAUCAACAGAAAGGGGACAUUCUCAGGGCCAGAAUCAUUCUUAUUAAAAUGAUGGACAAGAGUCUAAGACCUAACUUAUCAGUCUAUAGGAGAGUGUUUAAUCAGCUCAAGAAUGAUGGCCAUGAAGAAUUGGCAAGAGAUCUGAAGAAUAGGUUCUCUAGUUUCACACUGGAGUCUUGUGUUGCUGUUACUGCUAUAACAACAUAGAAAUUUGAAUGAUUUGUUUUAUUUGAUUGAGCAACUGGAGGAGCUGCUGAAAAAGAAAUAAGCUAUUGUGCUUGCAAAGUUUGACAUUUUAGCAAACCCAAGACCCUGGUAAAUUGCACAGCUGAAAUCUAGCUCAUGCGAGAGAAAAGGUGGAUCAAAUGGUGAAAAGGUUAUACUAGGAGGUGUCGAAUUCCUACAUGAAACUCAACCAGAGUUUAAGCAUAUCCACUAGGAGGGAUUUUUCAGUGCCAGCAUUCUUGAAACCCCCGAUUUCACAUGGAGACUUCCCAAGAACCUUGUAUAUAGCCAACUGUUCAAUGAAUUGGCCAUCUUUAUUCUUAUAUUCAUUUCCUUCCAAAUUUUACAUAUUUGUUGUAAACUUCACUUGAGUGGAAAUUAUUGUCUUUGGUUCUAAUAAAUUUGUGAUGAAGUAUUUUGAUG